This is a messenger RNA of Cavia porcellus (domestic guinea pig), 2423 nucleotides long. It is a transcript of the gene Slc43a1, whose product is annotated as solute carrier family 43 member 1. The record is from RefSeq and is a predicted model, not a curated record. Gene Ontology annotation, molecular function: L-amino acid transmembrane transporter activity; neutral L-amino acid transmembrane transporter activity. NCBI's taxonomy places the organism in Eukaryota, Metazoa, Chordata, Mammalia, Rodentia, Caviidae. Gene Ontology annotation, biological process: transmembrane transport; neutral amino acid transport. Bases 265 to 1965 code for a protein of 566 amino acids. The transcript has 14 exons.
GGGGUGCGCCCCGCCCGGCCCUCCCCUUCCUCCUGCCAGGCCACUUCCUCGUACGGAGCCGAGCGGGCACACUUGUCACCCUCCACCGCCGGGUCACAAGCCCGGCCCCCGGUGCAGCUCCAGGGCGCCUUCCCCGGGUGUGCGCGCCGCCCCGCCCGCUAGGGCCAGCUACUUCCUCCGCCCGCGCGCGCUCCACGUGGCAGCAGCGCCCGACCGGAGGGGCUGCAGCACCCGGCCGGAGAGCGAGUCCCCGCAGGCCGCACCAUGGCCCCCUCGCUGGCGCGGGCGUACCGCAGGCGCUGGUGGAUGGCUAGCACCGCUGUACUGGAGAACCUCUUCUUCUCCGCCGUGCUGCUGGGCUGGGGCUCGCUGCUCCUCAUGCUGAAGCAGGAGGGCGUCUACUCCAGCCUGUGCCCAGCGGAGAACACCACCAAUGCCACACAGGUGGCAGAGCGCCAGUGGCCCAGCUGUGACCAGCAGGACGAGAUGCUCAACCUGGGCUUCACGGUGGGCUCCUUCUUGCUGAGCGCCACCACCCUGCCCUUGGGAAUCCUCAUGGACCGCUUCGGCCCUCGGCCCCUGCGGAUGGUGGGCAGUGCCUGCUUCGCAGCAUCCUGUGCCCUCAUGGCCUUGGCCACGCAGAACCCAGAAGCCCUGUCCCAGCUGAUCUUCCUGGCACUGUCCCUGAAUGGCUUUGCUGGCAUCUGCCUCACAUUCACGUCCCUCACGCUGCCCAACAUGUUCGGGAACCUGCGCUCCACGUUCAUGGCACUCAUGAUCGGCUCCUAUGCCUCCUCUGCCAUCACCUUCCCGGGAAUCAAGUUGAUCUACGAGGCUGGCGUGCCCUUCGUGGGCAUCAUGUGCGCGUGGUCCGGCCUUGCCUGCCUGAUCUUCCUCAACUGCGCCCUCAACUGGCCGUCAGAGCCAUUCCCCGCCCCCGAGGAAGUGGACUACAGGCAGAAGGUCAAGCUCGCAGGGCUGGCCUUGGACCACAAGGUCACUGGCGACCGCUUCUACAGCCACGCAACCGCUGUGGGUCAGCGGCUGAGCCAGGAAGUGCCCAGCCUGGACAAGGGGACUGAUGCCUUUCUAGUCCCCCGGGACGGGACGGGCGCCUCCCACGGCCAGCCUGAGAGGGGAGCCCUGCUGUCUCCAGAGGCCAUCCCCUUUCGCAAGAGCCUGCUUUCCCCCAUCUUCCUGUGGAGUCUGCUGACCAUGGGCAUCACGCAGCUGCGUGUCAUCUUCUACAUGGCUGCCAUGAACAAGAUGCUGGAGUUCCUGGUGACCGGGGGUCCGGAGUAUGAGACCAGCGAGCUUCGACAGAAGGCGACUGAGACAGUCAGCUUCUACUCAUCUGUCUUCGGGGCCAUGCAGCUGCUCUGCCUCGUCACCUGCCCCCUCAUUGGCUACGUCAUGGACUGGCAGAUCAAGGACUGUGUGGAUGCCCCAGCCAGAGGCUCUGGCCAUGGAGAGGCCAGGGACUCAUCAGCCACCAAGUCCUCCAGGCCACGCUACUGCAGGACUCAGAAGCUCACCAAUGCCAUCAAUGCCUUCGUCCUGACCAACCUGCUGCUUGUGGGCUUUGGGGUCACUUGCCUCAUCGACAGCUUGCCCCUACAGUUUGUGACCUUUAUCCUGCACACCAUGGUCCGUGGCUUCUUCCACUCAGCCUGUGGGGGCCUGUACGCCGCCGUGUUCCCGUCCAGCCACUUCGGGACACUGACCGGCCUGCAGUCGCUCAUCAGUGCCGUGUUCGCCCUGCUGCAGCAGCCACUCUUCAUGGUCAUGCUGGGGCCGCUGCACGGGAAGCCCUUUUGGGUGAACCUGGGCUUGCUGCUGUGCUCGCUGCUGGGCUUCCUGCUGCCUGCCUACCUCUUCCACUACCGAGCCCGGGUCCAGAGGCAGCUGGCCAAGCCUGGCCCGGGACCCCCUACGGCUCCCUGUGUUCCCAAGGUGGCAGCCUGAUGUCCAUCCACAGCCAAGGACUUCAGGCCAGGGGCCACCAGAGCCACCGGGUCCCAUGCCGGCGCAGAGCCCCAGGCAGAGCUUCUGCAGGACUCACACAGGGCCCUCACGGAGCUACGUCCCCAUCCCUCUGGCCAGACUGUGCCACCCCUCCAGUGGGUGCAGUGUCCUGAUCUAGGGGGCCAGGCAGGCUCCCUCCUGGUGCUGUUCCUUGGUCUUGGAGGAAGUGAAAAGGGACGCUGAGGCGGGCCUGAGCCAGGGCGGCACCGUUCUUUGCAUCCAGCCCGGCUGUCCCCUGCCCUGGGCAGAGGGCGCCUGUGCUUUGGCACACGGGGCUGGGGGAGGGGGGUGUCAGGUGCCCCAAAGGCGCUAAACUGGAUGCCCCAGACCCCGCUGGGCGCGCCUUUUAGCGCCUCCUACUUUGUGUUCGAACUCCACACAAACUGAGCUUCCUGGUA